AGGUGCGGAGAGGGAGGGGGGCGGAGAUUCAGAAGGAGCCUCUUCAUAUCAUCCGUGAGCCGCCGGAGAGGGAGAGUGUGAUGAAGGUCUCUGUUCUCCGUGCGCGCGAGCUCAGCGCGAGCUGCCUCCACGGUGCUCGCGUAACCGGGUAGAGAGGCGCCAGGACGCGCGCUCCGUCCGUCACACUUGGAACCAUUUCAUCCGCUCCGGCAGCAGAAUGGGAGAGUCCCGCUGACACCACGGAGCGAUACACGCUGAGACCGACCAUGGCCGUGGACGCGGCGUCCAGCUUCAGCUUCUGCCGUGCCUCCCUGGAGCACACGAUGUCCGCCGAGGAGCUGAGCUACCAGCUGCCGCGCCGCGCCGGAGGCAGCAACCUGACCUGGCACGACGGCCGCGGCCAGAAGACGGCACACACGCGCACCGUCAAACUGCUGCAGCAGCCCGGCACAGAGGGCAUCCAGCUGCGCCCGGGUGAAGCCUUCACUGUGUAUCACACCAGCCCUACACUGUCCAGUCUGUCCAAACCUGUGGUGCUGUGGACUCAGCAGGACGUCUGCAAGUGGCUUAAGAAACACUGUCCUCACAACUACCUGACCUACGUAGAGGCCUUCUCUCAUCACGCCAUCACAGGACGGGCACUGCUGCGCUUGAACGGGGAGAAGCUAGAGAGGAUGGGAAUCGUCCAGGAGACGCUGAGGCAGGAGGUCCUCCAACAAGUCUUACAGCUGCAGGUCAGAGAAGAGGUGCGCAACCUGCAGCUCCUCAGCAGAACCUCCUUUGGAAACUUCUCUUAGCUCAUCCCUGGAUCCACUUGGCAGCCCUCUCCCUCAUCCCAUGUCACAAUACGUCUCUAGGAGCCGCGGAAGAGCUGCUGCCUUCAGAUAUGCGAGCGGAGAAUCAAUGAGUGAAAGGGGAGAAGACUAGCCUCACAGACGACACGCCAACCCGUCUGGAGGAUUUUUCAUUCAACACAGCCAAUCUGGUUUACAGACGCUGACACGGAGACAAAGCCCCCGCUCCAGGCUGGGGCACCCACUGUAACAUAGUGAUAAUAUGUAAGAUUCACAACCCUAGUGGUGAUGCAGGCCUGUCACUGGUAUCUGCCUGAUCACGGCAAAUCUUCCUGCCUCAGUCAGACUGGACAGACUUCACGUGUUCACAAGCAAGAUUCGCCGUUUCUCCCCCCCCCCCGCCCCCUUUCUCUUCCAGACUUAUUUUUUGUUUGGGGUUCAUGUCACCCAAAAUCUCUGGCCCCAGUGAAGCUGACACAUGUAGACGAUUGCUUGAAAUGAUGGUGGAAACACCUGCAGACACACGCAGCGCCACUAUUUGGCCACUAGAGUCGAUCUCCAUCUCCCUCUCAAGCCACACCACAGAGCCUGUUCGGCAGGAAUCAGAGCUGGUCUCAAACAGAUUUGAUUUGAUGCCAGUAUGAUGAAUUCCUCAGCAACAGCUCACAGCUCCCUCUUCUCCUCAGGACUUUAGUUUUGGAAUUGUAGGUCUUGAGGAUUCAACAAUAACGCUUGAAGCUGAAUGUCAUUCCCACAAUGAAUUUUUGUAUUGUGACUGAUCUGCAGUAUGUCCGUGAGUAUGAGCGUUGUAGAAUAACAUGCAAUUUAAUCUGUGUAUAUUGUAACCGUACCGUAGUCUUUUAUUAAUGAAAUUGAUCCAGAGGGCACAAAGUCCUAAUGUGAUAGUCACGGACUACCGAUGCUUGACAAGGCAAUAAUUUAAAUCCUAAAAGGAAAAGCACUGUCUGGUAUUAAUAUCAAGGAAACCUUUUUAUACAGAGUUGGGAUGCAGAGUGUUAGCGUCUGCUGAGGGAAAUAUACUGUACAUUCGUUCCUGUUACAGUGGUAGCAUUUGUCAACCUCAAAGCUUCUGUCCUUUCUGUGUGCUCUGCUGGAUUCUGUAUGUCACCUGUCACACACACAUAUGGAGAGAAGGGACGAGCCUCUGUUGAAUUCCGCCCGGUUUCCUUCCCUAAUGUGACACUGUGAUUACAAAUGGUCAGAAAUCAAGACACCAUGACAGCCACCCACAUGCAAGAUUCCCAGCGCGAGCGAAUUGAGCACCUUUGAUGUCACUCUAGACAGCAGCAGACAGCUAUCUAUGAAGUCACAUAAAUACAUAAAUGCCUACAUACAUAAAUUAAACUUCCAACCCUUCCCUGUCCAACGUCCUCCUCUCCGUCUUUUGACGAGGAAUCGUUGGGUAACGUGAGUAACUGACUGUUAAAAGGUUAAUUCUCUGAUGUACUGUAUAUAGACACUUUUGGUUUAAUUUGUCAGACGAUCGAUGAACUGUUUGAAAUGCAAAAAAAGGAAGGAAUAUUUAUUUGCUUUACAGAUAUGAAGACAUAUGGUAUGGAACAUGAAAGCUGUCUUUUUAGAAUAAACUAAUUGAGAUGAA
Scophthalmus maximus (turbot) is the source of this 2415-nucleotide messenger RNA. RefSeq names its product sterile alpha motif domain containing 10b (gene samd10b). Gene Ontology annotation, molecular function: protein binding. The transcript has 5 exons. NCBI's taxonomy places the organism in Eukaryota, Metazoa, Chordata, Actinopteri, Pleuronectiformes, Scophthalmidae. Gene Ontology annotation, biological process: cell surface receptor protein tyrosine kinase signaling pathway. The coding region runs from base 267 to 797 and encodes 176 amino acids. Gene Ontology annotation, cellular component: cytoplasmic side of plasma membrane. The record is from RefSeq and is a predicted model, not a curated record.